CAGGCUGGGCUCACCAUGGCACUGGGUGCCAUCCUGGCCCGAGGGCGGGACGUGUGCAGGCGGAAUGGACUGCUCAUCCUGUCUGUGCUGUCCGUCACCGUGGGCUGCCUCCUCGGCUUCUUCCUAAGGACCCGGCGCCUCUCACCACAGGAAAUUAGUUACUUCCAGUUUCCUGGAGAGCUCCUGAUGAGGAUGCUGAAGAUGCUGAUCCUACCACUCGUGGUCUCCAGCUUGAUGUCUGGCCUCGCCUCCCUGGAUGCCAAGACCUCCAGCCGCCUGGGCAUCCUGACUGUGGCAUAUUACCUGUGGACCACCUUCGUGGCAGUUAUCGUGGGCAUCAUCAUGGUCUCCAUCAUCCACCCAGGCGGUGCGGCCCAGAAAGAGACUACGGAGCAGAGCGGGAAGCCCAUUAUGAGCUCAGCUGACCCCCUGCUGGACCUCAUCCGGAACAUGUUCCCAGCCAACCUGGUGGAAGCCACAUUCAAACAGUACCGCACCAAGACCACCCCCAUCGUCAAGUCCCCCAAACUGGCAUCAGAGGAAGCCCCUCCCCGGCGGAUCCUCAUCUACGGGGUCCAGGAGGAGAAUGGCUCUCGUGUGCAGAACUUCGCCCUGGACCUGACCCCACCACCCGAGGUCGUUUACAAGUCAGAGCCUGGCACCAGCGACGGCAUGAAUGUGCUGGGAAUCGUCAUCUUCUCUGCCACCAUGGGCAUCAUGCUGGGCCGCAUGGGUGAUAGCGGGGCCCCCCUGGUUAGCUUCUGCCAGUGCCUCAAUGAGUCUGUCAUGAAGAUCGUGGCGGUGGCUGUGUGGUACUUCCCCUUUGGCAUCGUGUUCCUCAUCGCUGGCAAGAUCCUGGAGAUGGACAAUCCCACAACGGUUGGAAAGAAGCUGGGCUUCUACGCAGUCACGGUGGUGUGCGGACUGGUGGUCCAUGGCCUCUUUAUCCUGCCCCUGCUCUACUUCUUCAUCACCAAAAAGAACCCCAUUGUCUUCAUCCGAGGCAUCCUCCAGGCGCUGCUCAUUGCGCUGGCCACCUCCUCCAGCUCAGCCACUCUGCCCAUCACCUUCAAGUGCCUGCUGGAGAACAACCACAUUGACCGGCGCAUUGCCCGCUUUGUGCUGCCCGUGGGCGCCACCAUCAACAUGGAUGGCACCGCGCUCUACGAGGCUGUGGCCGCCAUCUUCAUUGCCCAGGUCAACAACUAUGAACUGGAUUUCGGCCAGAUCAUCACCAUCAGCAUCACUGCCACCGCGGCCAGCAUCGGGGCAGCUGGCAUCCCCCAGGCCGGGCUCGUCACCAUGGUCAUCGUGCUUACCUCUGUGGGACUUCCCACAGACGACAUCACCCUCAUCAUCGCUGUCGACUGGGCUCUGGACCGUUUCCGCACCAUGAUUAACGUGCUGGGUGAUGCACUGGCUGCCGGGAUCAUGGCCCAUAUCUGCCGGAAGGACUUUGCUCAGGACAUGGGCACCGAGAAACUGCCACCCUGCGAGACCAAGCCUGUGAGCCUCCAGGAGAUUGUGGCGACCCAGCAGAAUGGCUGUGUGAAGAGUGUGGCUGAGGCCUCAGAGCUGACCCUGGGCCCCACCUGUCCCCACCAUGUCCCUGUCCAGGUGGAACAGGAUGAGGAACCAACCACCUCCAGUCUGGACCACUGUACCAUUGAGAUCAGUGAGCUUGAGACCAAUGUCUGA
Messenger RNA from Camelus dromedarius (Arabian camel), 1698 nucleotides. RefSeq names its product solute carrier family 1 member 7 (gene SLC1A7). Gene Ontology annotation, cellular component: plasma membrane. NCBI's taxonomy places the organism in Eukaryota, Metazoa, Chordata, Mammalia, Artiodactyla, Camelidae. Bases 16 to 1698 code for a protein of 560 amino acids. Gene Ontology annotation, molecular function: glutamate:sodium symporter activity; L-glutamate transmembrane transporter activity; neutral L-amino acid transmembrane transporter activity. The transcript is spliced from 11 exons. The record is from RefSeq and is a predicted model, not a curated record. Gene Ontology annotation, biological process: L-glutamate transmembrane transport.